Molecule: messenger RNA, 2521 nt
Organism: Hypomesus transpacificus
Lineage: Eukaryota; Metazoa; Chordata; Actinopteri; Osmeriformes; Osmeridae
Gene: gpr137ba
Product: G protein-coupled receptor 137Ba
Exons: 7
Coding region: 836-2011 (391 amino acids)
Biological process (GO): regulation of autophagy; positive regulation of TORC1 signaling; negative regulation of osteoclast differentiation
Cellular component (GO): lysosomal membrane
Source: RefSeq, a predicted model, not a curated record
GGCAGCUGUAGCAGUUGGGAUUUAAGGCAGCAGUGGCAGCUGAGGCAGGCCCUCUCCAUGGAGGCAGCAGUGGCAGCUGAGGCAGGCCCUCUCCAUGGAGGCAGCAGUGGCAGCUGAGGCAGGCCCUCUUCAUGGAGGCAGCAGUGGUAGCUGAGGCAGGCUCUCUCCAUGGAGGCAGCAGUGGUAGCUGAGGCAGGCCCUCUUCAUGGAGGCAGCAGUGGCAGCUGAGGCAGGCCCUCUCCAUGGAGGCAGCAGUGGCAGCUGAGGCAGGCCCUCUCCGUGGAGGCAGCAGUGGUAGGAAGCCCCAGUACAGGGUUAAAGGUUCAGUAGAGUGCGUCAGCUGAUGCGUAUCGUAGCGUAAGUCCUGUAGGCUCUGCCCUCACUCUGAGCUCACAACACAACACCGUUUCCUGCUCCCAGCUCCUGACAAACGGCUCGUUCUCUACACAGAUCAUGUGCCUCACCCUCUCGCCCACAGAGCGCUGCAGCAGGAAGUCAGCCUUGUUUUCUUUUUUCUACCCCCCGUUCCACUCUGCUCUGUUCUUCUCUCUUCUCAGCUCCUGACAACCUCCGUUCACACCCUUUCCUCUGUCCCCUCUCGACUCUCCUCUGCCUUGCUCUCUCCUGCUCUCUCCUGCUCUCUCCUGCUCUCUCCUGCUCUCUCCUGCUCUCUCCUGCUCUCUCAGGCGUGAGAGCAGCUUGUGUGUGCAUCUCUGUAGCCCGGGCGGACGGAGAGAGGGCGACCCAGACAGCCAGGCUGAAAGAGGAGGGGAACAGCCAGCAGGCAGCCCUGGGAGAGGGAGUCUUUGUCUUCGCUUCCUUCUCUCCGCGAGCCAUGGAGGCCCCUGUGAGGGAGCGGGCCCUGGGCAACGAGUCCGUGCCCCCUCCUACCCUCAGCCCGGCCGUGCCCCCCUACGUCCGCCUGGGUCUGACGGUGGUCUACACCAUCUUCUACUCGCUGCUCUUUGUCUUCGUCUACGCCCAGCUGUGGAUGGUGCUGCGCUACAGGCACAAGCGGCUCAGCUACCAGACAGUGUUCCUGUUCCUGUGCCUCCUCUGGGCCGCCCUGAGAGCUGUGCUCUUCUCCUUCUACUUCAGGAACUUUGUGGCGGCCAACACCCUGGGACCCUUCCCCUUCUGGCUGCUCUACUGCUUCCCCGUCUGCCUGCAGUUCUUCACCCUCAGCCUCAUGAACCUCUACUUCGCUCAGGUUGUAUUUAAAGCCAAGUCUAAAUAUGCACCAGAGCUUCACAAGUUCAGGUUCCCUCUGUACGUCCUCUUCCUGAGUCUGAGUGUGGUGUUCCUGGUGGUGAACCUGACCUGUGCCCUGCUGGUGAGAACCGCCUCAGCAGACGCUCAGACCAUCGUGCUGGUCAGGGUGGCCAUAAAUGACACGCUCUUCGUCCUGUGUGCCGUCUCUCUCUCGCUCUGCCUCUACAAGAUCGCCAAGAUGUCGCUGGCCAACAUUUACCUGGAGUCCAAGGUGAGGGAACCAGUGUUGAUGGGCACAUCCGUCUGUCAGGUGACAGUCAUAGGAGCCAUGGUCAUCCUCCUGUACAUCUCGCGGGCCUGCUACAACCUGGUGGUACUGGCCCUCCCCAGCAUCAAGAGGAUUAACUCCUUCGACUACGACUGGUACAACGUUUCUGACCAGGCAGAUUUGCAGUCGACCCUGGGGGAGGCAGGGUACGUGGUGUUCGGGGUGAUCCUGUUUGUGUGGGAGCUGCUCCCCACCUCUCUGGUGGUCUUCUUCUUCAGAGUCCGACGGCCACCACGGGACAGGAGUUGCUCUGGGAUCCCAGGACAUAUCUUCUCCUCUAGGGGUUAUUUCUUUGACAACCCCCGGCGCUAUGACAGUGACGAUGACCUGGCGUGGAGCAUCAUCCCUCACAACAGUCAGGCCAGUUUUACUGCAGACAGCUAUGACUGGGGCAGCCGGAACAGCAGUCUCACCCCCUACACAGGAGGCCAAGAUCCCUCUCCGCCCCCUGAGGAACUGAACCCUUACUGAGGUCCUCCGCCCCCUGAGGAACUGAACCCUUACUGAGGUCCUCCGCCCCCUGAGGAACUGAACCCUGACUGAGGUCCUCCGCCCCCUGAGGAACUGAACCCUUACUGAGGUCCUCCGCCCCCUGAGGAACUGAACCCUUACUGAGGUCCUCCGCCCCCUGAGGAACUGAACCCUUACUGAGGUCCUCCGCCCCCUGAGGAACUGAACCCUUACUGAGGUCCUCCGCCCCCUGAGGAACUGAACCCUUACUGAGGCUCUGGGCUCUGGGCUCGUACCUCACUGCACGUUUCUCCGCUGGUGAAGACAAAUGAAAAUGUAAUUGUGACUUUGCAGCUAACAUGGCAGUGGACACUGUGGGUAAACAUUCCCCUAGACUCCACAUUGUAGGACUCUAUUUUCUACAUUCUGUUCUGUCUUGAGGUCAGAAAUUGUGUGUGUGUGUGUGGAUGAUAGUACUUUUUGUAAACAUUGUUGUAUAUUCUUUGAACGGAAAUAUAAUCAGAGAAGUCA